This is a messenger RNA of Malus domestica (apple), 1674 nucleotides long. RefSeq names its product polygalacturonase QRT3. Gene Ontology annotation, molecular function: polygalacturonase activity. The record is from RefSeq and is a predicted model, not a curated record. Lineage: Eukaryota; Viridiplantae; Streptophyta; Magnoliopsida; Rosales; Rosaceae.
AAUUCCAAAGACCAAAAGACCCAAAAAAAAACCUGACAUUCCCCCCCCCCCCCAACUCUCUCACUCAAGGAAGGCCCCAUUGAAAGAGUUGUUCAGAGCAAGGAAAAAUGAGAAAUAUGAUGAUGUCAUCAGCAGCAUUGUUUUUCUUCUUGUUAUUGUUGUUGGUAGCAGAAGAAGCUUCAUGUUCCUACAGGCCUCAAAUGCUAUCAGCAUUCCAAGCACAAGCAACAAAGCUCCAACAAAAACCAUCCACUUUCUCAUUUUCUGCAGCUUCAAAUGUCACAGUGAAUGGGAGGGUGUUUUACCCAAUCGGGUAUGGGGCAGACCCGACUGGUGAGGAGGACAGCACAGCUGCCCUACUCAAAGCAGUGGAGGAAGCUUUUCAGUUGAAAUCUGAGCUUGAAUUGCUGCCUGGAAUCACUGACUUGGGAGGAGUUACCAUUGAUCUGCAAGGUGGAAAUUACAAAAUUAGCCAGCCUUUGAUUUUUCCGUCAGGUGGUGGCAAUGUUGUGGUACGAGGAGGAACCCUUCGUGCCUCAUCCACAUUUCCAGGGGACCGCCAUCUCAUUGAACUAUGGUCACAAAAUUCCCAAAAACAGAAACAAAAAUCCUCCAUCGCCAAUAAUUAUUUCACAAAUGAAGCCCAAAACAAUGAAGCAAUCUACUACGAGGACAUCACAUUCCGAGACGUUCUCUUCGAUUCGGGCUUCCGAGGAGGAGGCAUUUUCAUUGUCGAUUCAGCCCGAAUCCGAAUAACCAACUGCUUCUUCCUCCACUUCACAACAGAAGGCAUUUUGGUUCAAAAGGGCCAUGAGACCUACAUAUCAAACACCUUCCUAGGGCAACACUCAACGGUUGGUGGUGACAGCGGCGAGCGGCAAUUUACGGGGACUGCCAUUGACCUAGCCAGCAAUGACAAUGCCAUAACUGACGUGGUAAUAUUCUCAGCUGCUAUUGGUGUUGUUCUGAGGGGCCAGGCUAACAUGGUCACUGGUGUACAUUGUUACAAUAAGGCCACAGGGUUUGGAGGCAUAGGCAUUUUGGUAAAAUUAGCAGGAAAUUCACAAACCAGAUUGGAUAAUUGCUACCUGGAUUAUAAUGCUAUAGUUAUGGAAGAUCCGGUGCAAGUACAUGUCACAAAUGGAUUCUUCUUAGGUGGUGCAAAUAUAGUGUUGAAAUCUGUCAAUGGAAAAAUAUUUGGAUUAAAUAUUGUAAACAAUAUGUUUACAGGGGGAGGCUCACAAGUGCCGAUGGUCCAGUUAGAGGGGCAAUUCGGGGAUAUUGAUCAGGUGGUGAUUGAUCAGAACAAUGUGAAUGGGAUGACCUUGAAAUCAACGGUGGGAAGGUUGAAUGUGGAGGGCAAUGGGACGAAAUGGACGGCUGAUUUUUCAUCUGUGUUGGUCUUUCCCAACAGGAUUAGUGGUUUUCAGUACUCGUUUUAUACAAAAGGGGACACCAAGUUUACAGCACAUGCUGUGACAAAUAUCUUGAACAAUGCGGUGGUUGUGGAGAGUGAAAAGGUUGUAAAUGCUGUGGUUCUCUGGUUGUUCACCAGUAGAUUAAUAUAUCUAAUCAGAUCAGAAGUUCGAUGCAUAAGUUUAAUCAUUUACUGCUUGUAAUAAUACUUUUCAUUGAUUAAUAUAUGAAAGAAAAAUGAGAUUUAUAGUGGGACAA